Molecule: messenger RNA, 1164 nt
Organism: Clonostachys rhizophaga
Lineage: Eukaryota; Fungi; Ascomycota; Sordariomycetes; Hypocreales; Bionectriaceae
Source: the annotation of a GenBank genome assembly
AUGCAUAUCUCACGAGCAAUCAUCCUGGGCCUUGCCGGCCUUUCGCGCCUGGUCGUGGCCACCGAGGAUCAGAACGCUACCGACACUCUCGUCGAUCUCAACAGCCAAGCGAUUGACGCACUCCAGGAAGCCGCUGAUGACACCCAGACUACCAAGAGAGCCAAUGGCUGCUCGCUCUCCAACGCCUCCGUUCGCCGAGACUGGAAGUAUCUGUCAUCCAAUGAGAAGAAGGAUUAUAUUAAUGCUGUCCUCUGCCUGACAAAGCAGCCCUCCAAGGCCGACCCUGCAUUUGCCCCUGGCGCCCGCACUCGAUAUGACGACUUUGUUGCCGUUCAUAUCAACCAGACCCUGAGCAUCCACGGAACUGGUAACUUCUUGACAUGGCACCGUUACUUCACCUGGGCCUACGAGACCGCGCUGCGCAACGAAUGUGGCUACAAGGGAGCCCAGCCUUACUGGAACUGGUUUGAUGGCUCCGACUUCAAGAGCUCGCCCCUCUUCGAUGGAAGCGACACCAGCAUGAGCGGUGAUGGAUCGUACGUCCAGCACGACGGUGCCCUCUCCGGCCUCAACAACAUUUACAUCCCCUCCGGCAACGGCGGCGGCUGCCUCAAGGACGGUCCCUUCAAGGGACUCCAGGUCAACCUGGGACCCGUCUCCCCCGGCAUGGCCGGCAUGACAGCCAGCCCGACCGGCCCCAUGGGUUACAACCCCCGCUGCCUGCGCCGCGAUCUGAGCAGCUACCCCGUCAACACCUGGUUCACCGCCCGCAAUCUUUUCAACGUGACGCUCGGCGCCGCGUCUGGCAGCAUCGCCGCCUUCCAGAAUGAGCUCCAGGGCCGGUUCGGGGACCAGUUCCUCGGCAUGCACGCCGCCGGCCACUUCACGAUGGGUGGCGACUCGGCCGACCUGUUCUCGUCGCCUAAUGACCCCAUCUUCUUCCUGCACCACGCCAUGGUCGACCGUCUGUACUGGCUCUGGCAGGCUCUGCACCCCAGAGUGGCCAAGGAUAUCUUCGGUACUAUUACCAUUCUGAAUAUGCCCCCUAGUCGCGAUGCCUUGAAGACCGAUAUUCUGAACUUGGGUGUCCUUGCGCCGUCGAUUAAUAUCGCGGAUGCGCUGGAUACGCUUGGCAACUCUCCUUUCUGCUACAUUUACCUGUAG